Messenger RNA from Paramisgurnus dabryanus, 1515 nucleotides. RefSeq names its product WD repeat domain 55 (gene wdr55). Lineage: Eukaryota; Metazoa; Chordata; Actinopteri; Cypriniformes; Cobitidae. Gene Ontology annotation, molecular function: protein binding. The record is from RefSeq and is a predicted model, not a curated record.
UCGGAUUGAGAAACGGCCUCUGACUCGCUGUCUCGUGACCCGGAAGUGAAAUAUUUAGCCUACAAGAAAGAUGGCGACACCCACAGAGCACGAGGAUUCAUGUGAAGAGGAAACUGCAGAAGAACCAAAAGCACCAAAGAUACGAGAGACACCAGAGGACAUCAAACUAGAGGCGAUUGUCAACACACUCGCAUUUCAUCCAGACAGAGAUAUACUGGCAGCUGGAGAUAUCGAUGGAGAUAUAUACCUAUAUUCAUAUUCAUGCACUGAAGGAGAGACCAAGGAGCUGUGGUCAUCAGGACAUCACCUCAAAUCCUGCAGGAAAGUUGAGUUCUCCGGUGAUGGACAAAAAUUGUUCAGUGUGUCUAAAGACAAGGCAGUGCACAUUAUGGAUGUGGAGGCUGGAAAACUGGUGACACGCAUCCCGAAAGCUCACAAGGACUCCAUCAGUGCCCUGCGAUUGGUCGAUGAGAAUAUAUUCGCAACCGGAGAUGAUGAGGGAACGCUAAAGGUUUGGGACUUGAGGAAAGGAACAUCAUUUAUGGAACUAAAGCACCAUGAAGAUUAUAUCAGUGAAAUCGCUGUUGACCAGGCCAAGAAGAUAUUGCUUACCUCCAGCGGUGAUGGUACUAUGGGUGUAUUCAAUAUAAAGAGACGCAGAUUUGAAUUGCUUUCUGAAUUUCAAAGUGGAGAUCUCACCUCUGUUUCUAUAAUGAAAAGAGGGCGCAAGGUUGUUUGUGGUUCCACUGAGGGCACGAUAUAUAUUUUUAACUGGAAUGGUUUUGGGGCCACCAGUGACCGUUUCGCGGUUCAGGCGGAGUCUGUGGAUUGUAUCGUCCCCAUUACAGACAGCAUACUAUGUGCUGCCUCUAUGGAUGGAGUUAUCAGAGCUAUAAGUAUCAUGCCCAAUCGUGUGGUGGGCAGUAUCGGACAGCACCUCGGAGAGCCCAUCGAGGAGAUCGCACGCUCUAGAGACACACGAUUCCUGGCUAGCUGCGCCCAUGACCAGCUGAUCAAAUUCUGGGACAUAUCCAGCAUUCCUGAUAUGAAAGUAAACGAUUAUCGGCGUCGAAAGAAGAAAGACGGCCGGCUCAAAGCAUUGAGUAAUAAAGCCUUCGAUACAGGACAGAAUUUUUUCGCUGGACUUUUGGACACAAAUGAGGAAAAUGAUAAAAAGGGAGAAGCUGAGGAAGAGGAGGAGGAUGAGGACGAUGACAGUGACAGUGACAGUGGAAGUGACUGAAAACAUGUACUGUGAAUAUUGAUGUUAUAUCCUAUUUACCAGUGUUGGUAUUGGUCACAUUUAUUUAAAUGGAUGGCCCAUUAAAAAAAGUUUAUGGAUAUGGCUUGCAGAUCUUAUAGAUCCAAGUUUCACUAGAUCCCUCUUCAUCAGGAAAUUUCUAAAUCUGUGCUCAAAUGUCUCUCACAAGAGAGUUAAUACUUAAAAUCAACCAGAUACUAGAGUUGCUUAAUAAAACAAAACAUUAUUGAUAUUAUAAUACCAUGCAAGAUAAA